AUGGGAUCGUGGCAUGGUCCCAUGCUGCUGGCGCUGCUGCUGGUGUCGCCAUGCAUGCAGGAGCAGCCGAUGGACAUGGACGAGCUGAUGAGCAAGAAGCUGAAGUUUGUCCAUGCAGACACACGAGCGAAGAUCGCAUUGCUCUUGCGAAGGUCCGAACCCUCCGGCAGACCCAGCAGACUUUCACUGCGGGGUGGUUACCUACCGGAGUACAUGGAGGAGAACUCCGAGGAGCAGGGAGACCUGCAUCAACCAUAUCACCCUUCCACCGAUAUUCUAUCUUCAUUUCGAGUCCACGUGGACGCAGAGUCUGGGAAUGAUGUCUCGGGCACAGGAGACGAGCAGCAUCCCUUUCAGUCCAUUUUCCGUGCCCUGCAGCAGGUUGUGAAGAGGAGGGAUUCGACAGUGAUCGUCAAGCCAGGAAUCUAUGCAACGAAGCGAAACAAGAAGCUCAACAUGGUGUUGGGGAGAAAUCAAAAGCUUUCCAUCAUAUCGUCCAACUUCCUUGAGAAAAGCAAAGAGCAUGUGCUUCUUGAUGGAGAGAAUGCUUCCUUCAUCUGGAAUGUAACAGGGGCGCCAGGGAGUGAACUCCGGGUCUCCGGCCUGCUCUUCAAGAACGCCAGAUCGGCCAUGCUGUUGAACAGGCACGCGACAGUCAAGGCGGCAUGUUGCAUCUUCAGAUCUUGUUUUGGGAGCACGUUGAAAGUCACCGACUCCUCCCGCAUCCUCCUCGAGAGGUGCAUCUUCUCCAAGAACCUGAUGCGUCACAAGCAACUCAACCUCACCCGAGACUCAGAGCCGCUGAGCGAGCUCCACGACUACAUGGUGGGCUCUUGCCUUCACCUGGCCAAAAGAUCUCGAUGUAGAGUCAGCAACUGCACCUUCAAGAAGAAUGGGGGGGAGAGCUGCCUGUGCGGAGGGGCAGUGUCAGUGAAUACCACUCACUCCAACCCCACUCCAGCGCAGCUUACCUUCCUGGACUGCCUGUUCCAGGGGAACGUGGCGAGGGACUCGGGGGGCGCCUUCGCCAUGUUCAAUAGCUCAAGGUGCAACAUCACAGGAUGCACUUUCUUGAACAACACGGCAUGGGGUCUGUUGCGAGGAGGAGGAGCGAUGUUCCUUCAGAGCACCGAGGUAACCUGGGUGUACAACUGCUCCUUCUUUGGGAAUCAGUGUCCGAAUGCGGGUGGGGCCUUUAGCACCAUCAUGUACACCAACAUCACAGAACAGGAGGAGGAUGGGGAGGAGGAGGAGGAGGAGGUCUACGAUGAAGAUGCCUGCGACUUGCUCCACAACCUGGAUGUUCGUCGAACGAUUUUCAAGGAUAAUCUGCCAUUCAUCCAUACUUCUUUCGAUGCGAAGUCCCGCAUUGGGCCUGAGACGACUCUCUCGCUGGGUCAGAUGGGAGAGUUCCUACCAACAGAGUUGCCCUUGCCAUCAGACUCGUCCCUUGAUGGGUUCAACUUGACCGUGCCUUGGGAGAUGGCUGAGGUUUUCGGGAGGGGUCAACAUUUGGCCUUGAAGGAGCAGUAUCCAUGGACAAAUGGAGAAAUUCCAUCUUGCGAUGAGAAUGAUGACUGUCUUCGCUUAGGGGACUGCUUGGACCAAGGUCUUGAUCAUGACUACGAAAAUUUUCCUUCUUCUCUAAAGUUAGAUCCCAAUUUCACCAUGGAUCAGUAUGACAAUCAAACCUUCGCAAGGAAGUACCUGAAGCUUUGCAAGAAGUUUGGGGCUGAAAGUGUUGAGGUCCGGUCUGUUUUCGAAGAGCAUGUUGCUUAUGCAUUCGGCGUGCUUGCUGAGCGACACUUUGCUCCGAAUGGAACGUGGCCCAAAUAUCUGAUGCCGACACGUGCCGAAGCAGAGUGGCUCAAGGAGCCGUUCUACGAGCUCCAGGAUUGGAGCUUUCAAGACAUGGAGGAUUUCUAUGAAAGAAGUCGUGACUGGAACAACUGGUCGGACGUUGACUUCUGGGAGUUCAAGAAAUGGAGAGAGGAACGAGAAAAGGAAUACAAAGAAUUGCGGACAAAAGCUGCCAACGAGUAUUGCAGGAGGAGAGGGUGCAAGUACGGUUAUGCCGAACCUGUCUACAUCGAGGAUGUACAAAACUCGACACAAAUGUGGACGAUGUACAAGGAUGAAGACUUCGACCCUGAGAUUAAUCCUCAAUAUCCUUGGAACCAGCCACCAACAGAGGAGGAGCUUGAGAGGGGUGGGGGGCGCAUGCGAGACCUCACGCCCAAGGAGAUCGAAGACUUGAAGUCGAGAACGAAGCGACCGAAAGAAUCCGAAAGCAUCGAUGACGAUUGA
Molecule: messenger RNA, 2307 nt
Organism: Guillardia theta CCMP2712
Lineage: Eukaryota; Cryptophyceae; Pyrenomonadales; Geminigeraceae
Exons: 7
Coding region: 1-2307 (768 amino acids)
Source: RefSeq, a predicted model, not a curated record